Messenger RNA from Ceratosolen solmsi marchali, 516 nucleotides. RefSeq names its product ATP synthase, subunit E (gene ATPsynE). Gene Ontology annotation, molecular function: proton transmembrane transporter activity. The coding region runs from base 193 to 444 and encodes 83 amino acids. The record is from RefSeq and is a predicted model, not a curated record. Gene Ontology annotation, cellular component: proton-transporting ATP synthase complex. Gene Ontology annotation, biological process: proton motive force-driven ATP synthesis. The transcript has 3 exons. NCBI's taxonomy places the organism in Eukaryota, Metazoa, Arthropoda, Insecta, Hymenoptera, Agaonidae.
UCCUAUAAUAUGAAUAAAUAAAAAAUGGCCGAUUUCCAGAUUCAUCUUUAUUUUGCUAUUGCAUAUGUCGAAUUCUUUCUCGGUCGCAGAAUAUAAAGAGGUUAUAAGAAGACUAUCAUUAUUACUCGUUGAUCUCUGAUUUACAGAGCUUAACCGGCCACUGUCAUACCUUUUGUCAUUUGAACAGUAAAAAUGGCGAAUAUCGAACUUCCACGACCCGUUAAUGUUUCUCCUUUAAUUAAGUUCAGUAGAUGGAGUUUCUUGACAAUCGGCAUUUUAUAUGGUAUUAUCAAUCAGAAAAGAUUUGUAAGAAAGGAAAAUGCCCUCAGAGAAAUUGAAAAGGCUGAAAAACCUAUUCGUGACGCUAAGCUUGCAGAAGAAAAAUUAAUUAGUACACAAGCUGACAAUAAGAUUUUAGAUGAGUUUUUCCAAAAGAAGGAAUAAGCCAAAGGAGAUUAAGUCAUUGAAUGUACAUAGUCUGGAUAAAAAAUAAAAUAAUACAUAUGUAUGAAUAAA